UUUUUUCUGUAGUUACCUGUGGAUAGAGAGUAAGAAAGAAAGAGAAAGAAAAAAAGAAAGAAAGAAAGAAAGAAAGAGAAAGAGAGAGAGAGUUUGUUUCGAUUUGAUUUGAUUGUUUUGACUAUAACAAUAAAGAAUCGUUUAAAUGUAAACAUAUAAUUAACUUUAAUCUGAAUCAGAUCUUAAUCUUAAUCUUGUGUUUAAAGCGAAGGUGCCAAUCAACAAGUAACAGGGAAAAAAAGACAAACACAAACCAAUGACUUUAUCUUUUCAGUGGAAACAUUGAAAUCGAUACACUAAAUUGUAACAAUCAACACAAAAGAGGAAUUAAAAAAUAUUCUCAAGAAUAAUAAUCUUCAAACCUUCAAUCAGUUCAUUCAAUUAUUCAAUCCAAAGUCUCUGAUUCAUAUUAUUAUCUCUAAGCCACAAUGAAAAAUCACCAUAAAAAUUAACAGUUAUUAAAAUUCAUGUUCAGAUGAAAUUAACAUUAAUACAAAUUUCCAUUAAUUAGUUUCAAAUCAUAAUCAUUAUAUUUUAUAUGUGUAAUUAAUUGCUUGUAACCCAAUUUAAUAUCUACAUUAACGAUCAAUUUCAUCACAACGAGCCUUACAUUAUCACUAAGAGAUGAAUUCUAAUCCCACCCCACCCUCAUCCUCAUAAUAUUCCCACUCCCUAGUGACUCCUCCUUCCAGUGAGAGUGGGUGUUGUUGUUGUAUAGGUUGAAACAAAGUUCCCACUCUGUAGAUGGCGUGAAAGUUAAAUGAUAAACAGUUUGAGUUUAACCAAAGUGAAUGUUAUUUACAAGUUAACUAUAAGUCUGAUUGUUUGAAUCAUGAUCCAUGUCAACAGUUAAUUGUUAUUAGUUGUGUAAUUAUUUUAUAAACAAACAAACGAAAAAAAUUACUGAAAACAUAUCAUAUCAUAUAAAAAAAGUAAUUAGCUCACUAAUUAAUCACUAAUAGUUAUCAAUGAAAACUUCAACAUCUUCCUCGUCUUCAUCUUCUUCCUCUUCAUCCUCAUCCUCAUCAACAUCAAUCUCAUUAGCACCAUCAAAAACAAUUACAAUAACAACUUCAAGUAAAUCAAGUAAAUUAUCAUUUGGAAUUGAUAAAUUAAUUAACCAAGGGACUAAUUAUCAUAAUAACAAUAAUCGUGUCAACAGUGAAAAAGAUAACGGUAAAAGUAAAACUAAAGUUAAUAUAAAUACAAAUAUAAAUGUUGAUGAUGAUGAUGAUUGUGAUUCAAGUGAUGUAACUGAAUUACCAAGUGAAACCGUUAUUUCAUCAUCACCACCAACAUCAUCUCACUCAUCACCUCCUUCAACUCAUCCUUUUCAUCCCUUCAACCACCUUCACCCACACAAUUCACCUUCAGCAUUUGUCGGUGUCUUUACAAAUGAAGGAUACCCUUGGUUCAAUCGCAGUGUAAAUAGUGAGGGUGGAAAUGGAUUACCAAGAUUACCAGCGAUUAAAUGUCAAUUAAGGAAACACAAGAGUAACCGGAAGCCUCGAACUCCGUUUACCAAUAAUCAACUUUUAGCAUUAGAACGAAAAUUUCAAAAUAAACAAUAUCUUUCGAUAGCUGAACGAGCCGACUUUUCAUCUUCGCUUAACUUAACGGAAACUCAGGUCAAAAUUUGGUUCCAAAAUCGUCGAGCUAAGGAAAAGCGUCUCAAGGAAGCGGAAAUUGAAAAGAUAAGACUAUCAGCUCGUCCGCUAUUACCUGCAGCCGCUGCAGCGGCUUUUGGUUUUCCCUUUUAUCCUCAUCAUCCACCGCCAGCUCACAUUGGUUUCUCUGUGGCAGCGGCGGCCGUUGCAGCCGCUGCUGGUUUCACAAGCGCUAAUUGUUAACCAAAUUAUGUUUACUAUUAUUAUUAUUAUUACAAUUAUUAUAUCAACACACUGAAAAUAAUCAAACAUCAUCAUCAUCGUCAUACAAACAAUAAAUUAUCGA
Messenger RNA from Panonychus citri (citrus red mite), 1953 nucleotides. RefSeq names its product homeobox protein MSX-2-like. Gene Ontology annotation, molecular function: DNA-binding transcription factor activity, RNA polymerase II-specific; RNA polymerase II transcription regulatory region sequence-specific DNA binding. NCBI's taxonomy places the organism in Eukaryota, Metazoa, Arthropoda, Arachnida, Trombidiformes, Tetranychidae. Gene Ontology annotation, cellular component: nucleus. The coding region runs from base 969 to 1850 and encodes 293 amino acids. Gene Ontology annotation, biological process: regulation of transcription by RNA polymerase II; embryonic morphogenesis. The record is from RefSeq and is a predicted model, not a curated record. The transcript has a single exon.